AUAGAGAGGGGGAGGAGUGUGAGUGGUUAGCAGGUAGCAGCAGAAUCAAUCUCACUGCCGCGCUCCCCCAGGGCAGUGUGUGGCAGAGGGUGAGGGAAGAGAGGAAGGGACAGCUCGAUCAUUCCUCCUCCUCCUCACUUCCCUCAUGCGGUGGAAUGAUGCCAGGGAGCUCGGGAUGAGAUGAGCUCGGGAUUGGGACGCAGCGAUCGUGACAGCCGUGAUCUGCUGCUUCUGAAGCCCGGGAGAGGGGGGGACAAGCAGCCGCAAACCCUGACAGACAGCAGGGCGACUCUGGGGACUGAGGGUUCAGCAGGCAGUCCCAGUCACUGAACUUCCCAAAUCCUCCACCGCUCUCUUCUUUAUCAUUUAAUCCAACGUUUUGUUUUAUUUUGAGCGCGAAGUGGCGGAGAGAGAAGACAACUGUCGUUUGGAGGGUUUUUUUCUUUGUAUUUAAUAUCGGGAUGAUUCACUCGCUGAUUUUCGCAAGUGAUGGUCCCGAGAAACAGGUGCACAGAGUACGAUUACCAGUGGCUGUUUAAAAUUUCAAAUGCUGAAAACAACUGAGAUAAUGUCAGGACAACUAUACCAACUGAAACAAGCUACAAUUACAAGUGCUGCUUUAACAUAUGUCGAAAAUACCUGCGCUGAUGUACGUCACCACGUCGUCAGGAUUCAUCCACUGUCCAAGGGUGUAGUGAUUUCACCAAUGGUUGCUUGUAGGGUUCUUAGGAAUCAGUUGCCAGGAAAACAGAAGAAGGUUAUCUCCUUUCCGCCCCAGUACAUCUGUAGUCCCAAGAUCUGCAGCUGGGACAGAGGAUACCUGCCUUACAAUGGAGAUCAUUGUUCUUGGAGAUUCAGUCAGAUUGUCAUUUGCCAAUGACUCUUCAGCACACAGAAUACGCCUGGUGAAUUCAAAUUGAACGCAGUCUUCCCAAAGGCAAAAGAGAUAUUCUAUAUUGCCAUUAUUUGAAAAGUUGUUAUGAUAUUACCUGCCAUUGAAAAUCUGAAGUUUCCACCCACGCUUGAAGGAAGCAGCCGUUACAAGGAGUAAAGAUUACAAUAAUAAAUUGAACUCAAGAAAACAAACAUCCAAUAAAGUAUGAAUGUUGAACAAGAUGACAUUGCAUCCACAGCAGAUGAUGAUAGGUCCAAAGUUUAACAGGGCCAUACUCGACCCCUUAUUUGUGCUGCUGUUGGCUCUACAACUCCUCGUGGUGGCCGGUUUGGUCAGAGCUCAGACUUGUCCUUCUGUCUGCUCCUGUAGUAACCAGUUCAGCAAAGUGAUCUGCACAAGACGGAACUUGAGGGAAGUACCAGAUAGCAUCUCCAUCAAUACACGCUAUUUGAACCUGCAAGAGAACGGGAUCCAAGUCAUCAAAGCCGACAGCUUCAAGCAUUUAAGGCACUUAGAGAUUCUACAGUUGAGUAAGAACCAUAUCCGACAAAUUGAGGUUGGAGCCUUCAAUGGCCUAACCAAUCUCAACACCCUGGAGCUGUUUGACAACCGCCUUUCCACCAUUCCGAGUGGAGCUUUUGAGUACCUCUCCAAACUGAAGGAACUGUGGCUGAGGAACAAUCCAAUUGAAAGCAUACCGUCAUAUGCUUUCAAUCGAGUUCCUUCCCUUCGGAGGUUAGACUUAGGUGAACUAAAGAGACUUGAAUACAUUUCGGAUAGAGCUUUUGAAGGUCUGUCAAACUUAAGAUAUUUGAAUCUUGGUAUGUGUAAUCUUCGGGAAAUCCCAAACCUCACACCUCUGACCAAAUUGGAGGAACUGGAACUAUCAGGGAAUCGGCUUUCGCUAAUCCGACCGGGCUCCUUUCAAGGUUUGACAAACCUGCAGAAACUAUGGAUGAUGCAUGCUCAGAUCCAGGUGAUUGAGAGGAAUGCCUUCGAUGACCUUCAGUCACUAAUAGAGCUUAACCUGGCUCACAACAACCUGACUCUGCUGCCUCAUGACCUCUUCACCCCACUUCACCACCUGGAGCGUGUCCACUUGCAUCACAACCCAUGGAACUGCAAUUGUGACAUUUUGUGGCUGAGCUGGUGGCUGAAGGAGAUUGUGCCAUCCAACACAACAUGCUGCGCCCGUUGCCAUGCACCCCCAAGUUUAAAAGGGAAUUAUAUCGGGGAACUGGACCAGAACAAAUUCAACUGUUAUGCUCCAGUUAUAGUUGAGGCUCCCACUGACCUCAAUCUGACAGAGGGAAUGGCUGCGGAAUUAAAAUGUCGAGCAUCAACCUCCAUGACCUCAGUGAGCUGGAUUACUCCAAAUGGCACAAUAAUGACUCACGGAGCUUACAAAGUUCGGAUUUCUGUGCUCAAUGAUGGCACGUUAAAUUUUACAAACGUUACUGCCCAGGACACAGGGUUGUACACUUGUUUGGUGAGUAAUUCUGCAGGGAACACGACAGCUUCAGCUACGCUAAAUGUGACUGCUACAGAAAACAGCACCUUCACUUACUUUACAACUGUCACCGUGGAGACUAUGGAACCGUCUGUACAGGUACACACGACAGAUGACAAAUUUAGACCCACACCUUUCAGUGACUGGGAUACUACGUUUGUGACAACCUCCUUGACUCCUCGCAGUACAAAGUCGACGGAAAAAACAGUCACUAUUGCUAUUACUGAUGCAGGAGGGAAUCUCAUGCCCGGCCUGGAUGAGGUGAUGAAAACUACAAAGAUUAUUAUUGGUUGCUUUGUAGCCAUCACACUGAUGGCGGCAGUGAUGUUAAUCAUUUUUUACAAAAUGCGUAAACAGCAUCACCACCAGAAUCACCAUGCUCCCACCAGGACCAUCGAGAUCAUCAAUGUAGGUGAUGACAUCGCAGGAAGUACUGCUGUGGAGAGUCACCUGACCAUACCCGCUAUAGAGCACGAGCAUAUGAACCACUAUAACUCUUAUAAAACUCCGUUCAACCACAGCACCACAGUAAACACAAUAAACUCACUACACAGCUCUGUGCAUGAUCCAUUACUGAUGCGAGUGAACUCUAAGGACAAUGUACAAGAGACACAAAUAUGAGUUGGGGGGACACACAAAUUUGCAAAUGACAACAGGACAAGGCUGAUUCUACUGUUUAAAAGAAGUGUCUUUAAAGAGGUUUAUUUAUUAAAAAAUAAUUCUAUUGUGAUCUAAAAUAGAGACAAUUAUGUGUAUUCUAAACACUGAUUUGACAUACAAUGCUGCGCCCAUUAAUUUAGUCAUCACCAUGUUUUUCAUAGGGGAUUUUGAUUCUCUAAGGGACUAUUCAGAUAUUUUGUAAGAAUUAUGUUUCACAUGGGGUUUUUAUGGUGAAUUCUAGUGGUGAGAUUCGGUCUGUUUUGUCUCUUUCUGUUAUUUCAUGAGCUCUUACGACUGGUAAUGACAGGGAAUGCAGUAUUAGAGGUAGAUUUAUAUUAAAUCUUUUAUUUUCCAUGUA
Molecule: messenger RNA, 3423 nt
Organism: Chiloscyllium plagiosum (whitespotted bambooshark)
Lineage: Eukaryota; Metazoa; Chordata; Chondrichthyes; Orectolobiformes; Hemiscylliidae
Product: leucine-rich repeat-containing protein 4C
Biological process (GO): modulation of chemical synaptic transmission; regulation of axonogenesis; synaptic membrane adhesion
Cellular component (GO): glutamatergic synapse; postsynaptic density membrane; plasma membrane
Molecular function (GO): cell-cell adhesion mediator activity
Source: RefSeq, a predicted model, not a curated record